AUGUCGUUGUUUUCUCUUGAACAGUUCUUACGGUUCAGAGCGCUACAAAAACGUGACAACUCUUCAGACGACGAACACGUAAAAAGUCGCGGAGAUAUAUUCCGUGAUAUUAGACGUCAAAAACCUUUAUCGAUAAACGAUUUAUGCAGCAGAGCUAAAGUUUUAGAUAAAAAGUGGAAAGCAUUUUUGGAUAUAGAAGAUGAUAGAUCAGCAAACCCAUUAGAUGUUUUACAAACUGUUCUUAUCACUUAUGCGGAGAUUGCACGACUGAUUUCAAGUGAUUUGUCCAUAAAAGCUAAAUUAGACGUUGUUCAGUUGUUAGAAAGACUUGCUAAAGUUAUAACUGCGCGUGAAGUUUUGAAAUUAUGUAAAAUUCAUUCAAGUGCACAACAAUUAUUUCAUAGACUUCUUGAUCUGUUGCAAUCGUUGGAUAUUAUCUCUCAAUCAAAAAAUUUAGAACUCAACAAAAAUGUAAGAACAAUGUACAAAAAUAUUUUACUACAUUUUAUAUACGUUAUUAAUGACACAUUACUAAACAUAAAAUUUUUUAAAGAUGAUCUUGAAAAACAUUUACAAUUACUCAAGGUAUUCAUAUUCUAUGUUGAUGAAUAUAUUAUUUCUAAACCGACAUCGGAGACUGAUGAAGGAUGCGUUAAAUCGAUAUUAACGUGCGUUUGGAAUGCGACAGAUAAAACAAUUGUUGUGCCAACGUUUGUUAAAGCUAAUUGUCCAGAAUAUGUUCUAAAAUGGAUUAAAAAAACUGAUAUAUUAGAUAUACAACGAUCAUUAAUAAGUAUUAUACAUAAUAUUGCUCGACAUGCAUCGGGUGUUAAAGCAUUGAACAAUUCGAAAAAUAUAGAAGCAUUAAAAUUAUUUGAAGAAAUAAUUUUGAGAAAACUCGAUGCAAAUCAUCCUAGUGAUUCAAUAAAAUUUAUUAGAAAUGAUACGUAUAUCAUUGAUGAAUAUGGUAAAAAUGUGACUUCAAUAACUGGAGUCAAAUUCUGUAAUACAGAGUUAGAUACUAUAAAAGAAAUGUAUUUAUUCUAUUGUAUGGCAUUUUCAUUAUUAUAUAAAACAUAUGAGGUAACAGCUAAUAUUAAUAAAAUGAAUACAAAUAUAUUAGGUGAAUUAUUACAAAUAGUUGUUAAUUCAUCAAAAAUGGUGACAUUGAGAUACAAUGGUUGUCACAUAUCAGAACCAUUAGUUGUUUUAGCAAAAUUAUUUGUUGAUGAUACAAUUAUCUCUUUAUUUCUAUCAUAUAAAGUUAAAGAUACAAAAAUAGAUAAGGAAUAUUCAAUGAUAGAAUUUUUUUGUAAUUUAUUAAUUCAAUUUCGUGGUUUAUUUAUUCAUGGUGAUUAUUAUGAACGAUUAACAUUACGUUCAUUAUUCAAUAUUAUCUAUAGUAUAUCGUGUAAUAAAGAUGCAUGUUUAGAAUUAAAAUUAAAUGGAAAAUUAUUAAUUAUUAUUGAAAGUUUUACAAAAGAUAAUAAUUCAAAAACAUCAAAAUCAGUUUAUAAUGAUGAAUUAGAUGUAAUGUCACACAUACAUAUGUCAUCUAUAAGUGAAGCGGCUAGUGGAAUAUUAUUAAAUAUUAAAAAAGAAAACAAAAACGAUAAUUUAAGAACUUUUUCAGAAAUGACAAAUACUACUAUAUCUGCAGUACAUAUAUUACCGACGGUUAUGAUUAUUUAUUCAAAUGCUGAUUAUAUAUUUUGUGCAAAAUUAGUCGAUGCAUUAUCAAACUAUAAUGAAUUUAAUGUAGUUGUUGAUUUUAAUAUGGUAUCCGACAAUAAUUGGUUAGAUAUGUUAGAAUCACUUAAAGCAGCUGCUAUUAUUUUAUUAAUUAUAACAGACGAUUUCUACAAUAGUAGAUCUUGUCGACAUGGAAUUUAUUUUGCUUCACUACUAAACAAAAAAAUUAUUUUAAUUUUUAAAGAAGAGAAUUUUAAAUUAAUUAAAUGGCUAGAUUUGGCUCUAGCUGAAUUGGAUAGUCGACAAUUUGUAAUUUCGGAGCAGUUUGACGAUGACAUUAUCAAAUUAUCAGAUUUAAUAUGUAAAACAUUAAACAUUCAAUCUCACAUCAAUCAACAAAAAAAUAAUGAUAACGAUGACCCUAACAAAAGGUUAUUACAUUCACUGUCUCAAAAACCAGUUGAACAAUGGACAAAAACAGAUGUCAUUAACUGGUUUCAUCGUAACAAUGUAACAGAGGAAUUAUGUGCUUGGUAUGAAUUUCAAGAUGGGAAUGAGCUUAUUUUUUAUGCUGAUCGUUUAUUACCAAAUUGGGAGCAUGAGUAUGAAGCGAUUAAAUGUUAUUUGAACGAACAGCAUGAUAAAAAAUUAGAAAGAUCAGAAUUUGAAACUUUUGUUUUAGUUCUGAAUAAUUUAAUGAAACAGCAGCAAACAAAAAGAAUACUCAACAAUAAAAAGAACAGUCUAUUAUCAGUUACAUGUACAAUAACUUGA
Molecule: messenger RNA, 2466 nt
Organism: Didymodactylos carnosus
Lineage: Eukaryota; Metazoa; Rotifera; Eurotatoria; Philodinida; Philodinidae
Source: the annotation of a GenBank genome assembly